This is a messenger RNA of Bipolaris maydis ATCC 48331, 3381 nucleotides long. RefSeq lists its product as uncharacterized. Lineage: Eukaryota; Fungi; Ascomycota; Dothideomycetes; Pleosporales; Pleosporaceae. The record is from RefSeq and is a predicted model, not a curated record. Gene Ontology annotation, biological process: regulation of DNA-templated transcription. Gene Ontology annotation, cellular component: Set3 complex; Rpd3L-Expanded complex.
AUGUCCAGCUGGUGGGCGGGCGCGCGCAGGCCAGCGGGCGGCGAGGGCAAGAGACCCUCCCUCCUGGCCUUGUCCUUGGGCGCCGCGCACAGACCACGCGCGCUAAGCCCGUCUCGCUCGCCAGCGUCGGGGCCAUUCAUUCUCUCACGACAUUCGCACGCUCGAUUCUCCACUGCCAUUCUGACUCCCAUACCGCACCACGCCCCCGUUGCCCUCACCAGCCUGCCCUCCAUCUGCUCUGCUAACGUCGCAGCCGCUGCCGCCAUCCGCCUCGACGGCCACGAUACCGACCCGGCCUGCCAGAUUAUGACAGACGUCUCGGCGGUUCAGGCGUAUGCUGACCCUCAGCCGGCUCCCCUCGCCCUCUACGCUGGUCCUCCGCCACCCGCCUUUGCCCAAGCUUCUCCACCCCUAGACGGCGUCGUUGAAGAGGAAGAAUCGUCCACAAUCAAGUGCAUCUGCGGCUACGCCGACGACGAUGGCAACACGGUGCUGUGCGAGAAGUGCGACACGUGGCAGCACAUUGUAUGCUACUACGAGUCUGCACAGCAUGUGCCCGACGUGCACGAGUGCGCAGACUGCUUGCCGCGCCUGGUCGACGCAAAGAGCGCCUCGGAGAAGCAACGCAUCCGACGAGAGAUGCACAACAUUGGCGAGCGCAAAGGCCGGCCAAAGGCGUCUGCAAAGAACCCCAAGAAGCGCCCAAAGGACUCGCUCGUGCCAAUGCAGGCCAAUGCCUGGCCUACGCAAACCAACGGCGACCUACACUAUCCCCCUGACCGCAAGAGCGGAAGCCCACGAGACCAGCCUCCGCCAAACAAGCGGCCCAAGACUAACCAUCGCUCCUCUGCGUCUAUGAGCAUGGUUAGCCAAGCGCCAGCUCUUGCGCCCACAUCACGCAAGCGAGGCGCGUCUAUCCUGCUCAACGGCCACAGCCCCGUCAAGUCACCAUCGCAUCCCGACGGUCCCGUCGAGGAUUACUCGUACGAGUUUAUGCAUCUCUACCGCCAGCCUGAGCCGCCUUCUGCAGAGUCCAACUCGUACACGCGCAUCGAUGUUGCCAACGACAUCGCCAUGUGGCUUCAAGACCCAGAAGCGCUCGCAGAGGCAAGCGGAGGCAAGAAGCCACAGGACAUUUUUUCACGCAUUGACAGCACCAUACAGGAUCUCGAAACCAAAACUGCGCCAGAAAUCGUGAAACAGACAGAUGUCGACUCGGCUAUACUAGCGCAUGGCCUUCACCCUCAGUGGCACUUUAUUACAGCCGAGACACCAGUCCCUGACGGAGGUUACGUAGGCGAACUCAAGGGUCUCAUCGGCCGCAAAACCGACUACUAUUCAGAUCCGUCAAAUCGAUGGGAUCUCCUGCGACAUCCCGAACCAUUUGUCUUUUUCCCUCCCCACCUACCCAUCUACAUUGACACACGGCGCGAAGGCAACAUACUCCGAUACGCCAGAAGGAGCUGUAACCCCAACAUGUCCAUGAAGAUUUUGAUCGACUCGAGCAACGACUACCACUUUAGCUUCCUCGCAACCCGAGAAAUCAGCCCUGGAGAAGAACUCACCGUCGGCUGGGACAUUGACUCUGAGGUACAAAAGCAACUGGCCAAGGUCGUCACCAACGGCGCCAAAGAGGGCUUCAGGAAGAUCCAGCCUUGGGUGUCUUGUGUCCUCGCAAACUUUGGCGGUUGUGCUUGUGACAUUUCAAACGGCAACGAGUGCCUUUUGGAGCGAGCCCGUCGCAACAAUCCCGUCGCAGAGUCAGCCAAGACCAAAGGCAAGAAGAUGAAGAAAUCUCAAACGUCCCCUACAAGUACUGGCCAUGCAACCAACAGCCGUGCAGGCAGCGAAUUGGCCAACCGCGACAUUGUUGACGACGACCAAAUGGACGCCCGCUCUACGUCUGGCUCCCACAAAUCAAGCAGUCGCGACAUUACACCGGCAACCCAUGUUUCCCUGGAUGGCGACCUCAAACUAUCGGAGCGUGAGAAGAGGAAGAUCCAGCACCAGGAGCUCUUGUUCCAGAAGCUCGAUCACGACGAGCACAAGGGAAAGAGGAAGCGCACCAGCGCUGGAUCUAACCUCAACACACCCAACAUUUCAUCUUCUAGACGCUCCGGAAACCCCGAGCCUUCGCCGUCUGCUCGUCAUCGGGAACACAGCCACGGUGUGGCCCGCAAGACUUCGGGUAGCUCUAUAAAGACAAACGGGCGUGCACCGGCCAGACCGAAACCCGUCUAUGUGGAUGCGUCGACGCAGACGGCACAGGAUGACGGUGCAAAGCCACUGGUUUGCAUCAAGCCGCGCCAGUUGAAGCCCCCAAUGUCUUUCAAGCGCAAACUUUUACAGCAGGCUCAAGAGGAUAAGCUGCAACGCGAACGAAUGCGGUCGACAUCUGUGAAGAUGGAAGUCCGAUCCCCGGCUCUGAAAGACGUGUCGUCAAACAAACCCUCUCCACUGCCACCAUCGCCACCGCUCGAGGAGCCUUCUGCAAUGGAUACAUCGGCCGAGCCUGUACCUGACACGAGGCAGCACAAGGAACUCACUCCCGCCAAGGAGCCCUCGCCCCAGCCUACUGUAGAUGUUGAGAUGACGGAUUCUGAAGUCGCUGCUCCCAAGCUUCCAGAGCCAAAGACUGAGGAGCUGCCUGACGCACCUAGACCCCAGACUCCGCGCGAAACCUCUUGUCCACCCAAUCACCCAUCUGCUCCGCCGUGGUCGGCCUCAAUACCGACCGAACAAUCACCAAAGUCGACAGCAGAAUUCCCACCUCAAUCUGCUGACAUGGAAGUCGAAACUCCUGUAAAGCAGGAUUCGGCCAGUGUAGUUAACAAUACCCCCACCACUUCUGCAUCGAGCUCUGCGCCCGUAACCGAGAAUGCCGCUGCGCCCUCUCCAGCCGCAUCAACGAUUGCGUCGCCCUUCUCCCCUGCUGUCAACAGUGCCGUCAAGGCAACGCCAGCACGCAAAAAGCUCAGUCUAAGUGAUUACACCAAUCGCAACCGCAAGACCAAGUUGGCUCAGACACAGUCGACCGGUUCAAAUGCCACGCCGCCACUGACUACAUCGCAAUCCACAAGCUCUCCAACGCUAUCGACAGCCAGUCUUCCAAACACAAACUCUCCACCGCCCAAGGCUGUGGAACCUGUCCUGGCACCCGUAGCAGAGGAGCCGAAGCCUACCGAGGUAUCCGUUGCACCUACUAUUGCGGCUACUUCUACUUCGAUAUGAGCGACAUGAUUCACGAUACCCCCCGCGCUUGUUUUGCAACCAGUUUUUACGGGCCGCCGGGCGACUCGCGUGGUUUCUCCUUCUCCUUUUUUUUUCGGAGUGUAAAAAUAUGUAAUGAUUAUAAGUCGAAUGAUUUUUCUUCCCACCCCC